This is a messenger RNA of Anopheles maculipalpis, 1279 nucleotides long. RefSeq names its product inactive selenide, water dikinase-like protein (gene Sps1). Gene Ontology annotation, molecular function: ATP binding; selenide, water dikinase activity. Gene Ontology annotation, biological process: L-selenocysteine biosynthetic process. Bases 1 to 1191 code for a protein of 396 amino acids. The transcript is spliced from 2 exons. The record is from RefSeq and is a predicted model, not a curated record. Lineage: Eukaryota; Metazoa; Arthropoda; Insecta; Diptera; Culicidae. Gene Ontology annotation, cellular component: cytoplasm.
AUGGCUGAUUAUCAGCAAGAUCCGAUGGUCCAUCUGGAGCUAACCGGCAAUACUGGUUUGGUGCUUCGGCGACCUUUCGAUCCGACCGCACACGAUCUCGAUGCAACGUUCCGGUUGACGCGAUUUGCCGACCUGAAGGGUCGCUGCUGCAAAGUGCCGAAAGAGGUGUUGGAAAAGUUGGUUUCCUCGCUGCAGCAAGACUAUAUGCAGGAUCCGGAUCAACCGUUUAUGCCGAUCAAUUCGCCUCGAAUUGGUAUUGGGUUAGAUUGUUCGGUGACUCCGCUGCGACACGGUGGUCUGUGUAUGGUGCAGACCACGGACUUUUUCUACCCGAUCGUCGACGAUCCGUACAUGAUGGGGAAGAUUGCGUGCGCGAAUGUGCUGAGCGAUCUGUACGCGAUGGGAAUGACGGAGUGUGACAAUAUGCUGAUGUUGCUGGCCGUCAGUACGAAAAUGAUUGAAAAGGAACGUGAUGUCGUUAUACCGCUGAUAAUGCGAGGAUUUAAGGAUUCCGCUCUGGAAGCGGGCACAAGCGUAACCGGUGGUCACAGUGUGGUGAAUCCGUGGUGCACCAUCGGUGGAGUUGCCACAACGGUAUGCCAGAACAAUGAUUUCAUCGUGCCAGAUAAUGCCGUCGUGGGAGAUGUGCUGGUAUUAACGAAAGCGCUCGGAACGCAGGUGGCGGUCAAUGCACACCAGUGGUUGGAUCAAUCGGAACGGUGGAACCGCAUCAAGCUGGUCGUGUCGGAAGAGGACGUACGGAAGGCGUACCAUCGUGCGAUGGAUUCCAUGUCGCGGCUGAAUCGUGUUGCCGCUCGGCUUAUGCACAAAUACAAUGCACACGGAGCGACCGAUGUGACCGGAUUUGGCUUGCUUGGCCAUGCACAGACGUUGGCGUCUCAUCAGAAGAACGAAGUUUCCUUUGUGAUUCACAAUUUGCCCGUUAUCGCCAAGAUGGCGGCCGUUGCCAAGGCGUGCGGCAAUAUGUUCCAGCUGCUACAGGGCCACUCGGCCGAAACGUCCGGUGGGCUGUUGAUCUGUUUGCCGCGCGAACAGGCCGCCGCUUACUGUAAGGAUAUCGAGAAGCAGGAGGGCUGUCAGGCCUGGAUCAUUGGUAUCGUGGAGAAGGGUAGCCGCACGGCACGCAUCAUCGACAAACCGCGAGUGAUCGAAGUGCCGGCAAAGGAUUAGGACAUCCCAAGCGAUUCCUCUUUUGCGUUUAGUGUGUACGGAAAACUCAUUCAUUUGCUUGUUAAUUCUUUCUUUUUAUAAAAAAAAA